Rhodotorula toruloides NP11 is the source of this 1389-nucleotide messenger RNA. Its product is annotated as L-fucose transporter. NCBI's taxonomy places the organism in Eukaryota, Fungi, Basidiomycota, Microbotryomycetes, Sporidiobolales, Sporidiobolaceae. The record is from RefSeq and is a predicted model, not a curated record. The transcript has 8 exons. Gene Ontology annotation, molecular function: transmembrane transporter activity. Bases 1 to 1389 code for a protein of 462 amino acids. Gene Ontology annotation, biological process: transmembrane transport.
AUGGCCGGUGGAGCCGUCGCUAGCAACGUCAAGGUCGCAGGACCCGCCCUCACUCGCCGCCAGGAGAUCUUCUCCUUCGCGCUCGUCACGUCGCUGUUCUUCGCAUGGGGCCUGUCGUACGGUUUGAUUGACGUCCUCAACAAGAAGGUCGUCGAGCACUUCGGCAUCUCCAAGCUUCAGUCGACGCUGCUGCAGGUCGCCUACUUCGGAGCCUACCUCGUCUACUCGGUCCCUGCGUCGCUCUUCGCCAGUCGCUUUGGCUACCGCGCCGGCAUCCUCAUGGGCUUGAGUCUGUACUGUUUGGGCGCCCUCGCUUUUUGGCCAUCCGCCCACUUUGAGAAGUACUACGGCUUCGUCAUCUCGGCCUUCGUCAUCGCGUGCGGUCUCGCCACUCUUGAAACCUGUGCCAACAGUUUCAUUUCCGUCCUUGGACCUCCCGAGGGCGCUUCCUUCCGCCUGAACGCCGCUCAAUCCACGAAUGGCCUCGCGGCGUUUGUCGGCCCCUUGAUCGCGAGCAAGACGUUUUUCUCCGGCAAGAACGCCAACAACUUGAAUGACGUCCAAUACGUCUACCUCGCCGUCGCCUGCUUCGGUGCCGCCCUCUUUGUGCUCUUUUUCUUCGCCAAGCUUCCCAACAUCACCGACGCCGACAUGGAGGAUCAAGCUACGUCGUCCGGCAUCGUCGACGAGCGCCCGGUGUGGCAGCGCAAGCACACCAUGUUCGGCUUCCUCACCCAGCUCUUCUACGUCGGCGCCCAAGUCUCGACCGCGUCCUUCGUCCUUUUCUACCUCACCGAAACCGAUGGCAUUACGUCCGCUCAGGCAUCGCAAAUGCUCUCAUACCUCCAGAUCACCUUCAUGGUCGCGCGCUUCGCCUCGACUCCGCUCCUCCGCUUCUUCAACCCUUGCCUCGUCCUCGCCGCCUACGGCUCGUCCUGCACCAUCUUCUCCCUCGUUGCGGCCCUCACCGGCGGCAAGGCCGGUCUCGCCGCCCUCUUCCUCGUCUUCUUCUCCGAGUCGGUCAUCUACCCAACGACCUUCACUCUCGCCACCUCGUACAAUGGACGCCACACUAAGCGCGCUGCCGGCAUUCUCUGCAUGGGCGUGGCGGGCGGAUCGUUCUUCCCUUCGGCGCAAGGUGCAUUCGCCGACGCAAAGGGCACCCGGAUCUCCUACAUUGUCCCCAUGCUCGGUUUCAGCGCCUGCGCUUUCUACGGCGCGGGCAUGUACUUCUACAUGCGCCGCCAGGCCAAGCUCAUCGCCGACAACGCCGUCCUCGCCGGUCCCGCCGUCCCCGUCGUCGCCGACGUCAACGCACUCGAGAAGGAGGAGUCGAUCGAGAAGGUCGAGAUUGAGGACACCCGCCUUGAGGCUGUCUCGCGCGUCUAG